UGACUGGAGCCUCAAACGAAACGAAGACCAAAUCUUUCCAAAAAAGGGGAUUGAUAGAAUCCGUUUCUAUCCAACCAACGCAACCUAGGUACCCACAGUCACCAGUUCUCUUCCAAUUUACGUUCAAGUAACGGUUUUCCGGGGGCGUGGCAUUAUUUACUGAAUUAUCUCCCCGUUCAUGCGCCAAGGGAAGUAACUCUGACAUCCAGCAUGGCGGCGGAAAAUAAAAAAUAUGGAUUAUUUUUGCCUAAAAAGGGAGUCACGGCUGUUCUUCCUAAAGCAAAGAAUAUAUUUGGUGAUGAUAGUGAUGAGGAAAAGGACGGAAUUGUUGUACCGAGAAAACCCACUGUAAAUCAGAAGAAAGUGAAAAAACAGACCCAGAUAGCAAUCGACAAAGCUUUAUCAGAAGAUCCCUCAGUGUAUGAAUAUGAUAGUCUUUAUGAUGAUAUGCAGGCAGAGAAAAAUAAGAAAACAGCUAAUCCAGAGAAAAAACAGGAUAAAAAGGCCAAGUAUAUAACAGGAUUAUUAAAAGCAGCUGAGGUGAGGAAACGUGAACAAGAAAGACGAGUGGAGCGUAAAGUACAGAAAGAACGAGAGGAGGAAGGAGAAGAAUUUGCUGGGAAGGAAGAAUUUGUCACGUCAGCUUAUAAAAAGAAGAUGGAGGAAAUCCAAGCUGAGGAAGAGAAAGAAAGACGAGAGGCAGCUAUGGAGGAUAUACUGGAUGUGAAGAAACAGAAAGAUAUGAGUGGAUUUUAUCGUUAUUUGUAUCGUGAAACGACUGGUGGGACCACAGCCACUGAUGAAACUAAAGUUAAACCAGAUGAACAAGAUGUGAAGCCUGAACUACCAGCUUUUGAUAAAAAGAAAUAUGAAGAUUUAGAUAAAGAUGAUUCAGAAGUUGAAGUGGGCGAUUCUGAUGAUUCAAGCAGUGAUUCCAGUUCAUCAGGGAAGGAAAGUAAAGUGAUAGUAGAAGAAACAGAUGACAGACAUAAACACAGGAGUUCUCUCAAUAUUAACAAAAAUAGACACCGAUCAAGGUCAAAAGAAAGGUCAAGAUAUAGGUCAAGGUCUAAUGAUAAGUCAAGGAAAAGGUCGAGAUCAAAUGAAAGGUCCAGAAAAAGGUCAGUGUCAAAAGAAAGGUCAAGACAUAGGUCAAGGUCUAAUGAUAGGUCAAGAAAAAGGUCGAGAUCUAAUGAAAGAUCCCGAAAAAGGUCAGUGUCAAAAGAAAAAUCAAGACACAGGUCAAGGUCUAACGAUAGGUCAAACAAAAGUUCCAGAUCUAAUGAUAAACCAAAAAACAGAUCAAGAUCUAAUGAACGGUCAAGAAAAAGGUCAAGGUCAAAGGAAAGGUCAAGACAAAGGUCUAAUUCAAGGACAAAAGAUAGGCAAAAACACAUAUCAAAAGAAGAACCAAGUAAUAAAUCUAGGAAAAGGUCAAGGUCGAAAGAAAGUUCAAGAAAUCCUGACGAAUCUCCAAGUGUAGCUAGAGACAAUAAAGUUAAAAGAUUAGAAGCUGAUGUGAAUUCUGAAAAUGUGACAAUAGACAACACUGAUAAAAAUAAAACGGAACAAAAAUAUAACCGUAAGACCACAAGAGAUGUUGAAAGUGAGGCAAGGAGACGAUUUUUAGAACGUAAAUUGGCAAAAGAACAGGCCAAGUUAAGUCAGUGAUUAAUAAAUAAAAAAAAUUAUAUUUUAAAAAUUUAGAAACUCAUCAUACUUUGAUAUACAUGUACUAUUAGAGGUACAUGUAUCUCUGCUUGAUGAAGUAAAUAAAUAAAAUGGGGUUUAAUGAAGACAAGCAUGCAAUACAGUGUGUAUGAGGGAAUUUUGUUCUGGCAGUGGUGCAGCAGUCUACUCUUAUUUCCAGUUCCAACUGUUGAUAGUUCUGUUGCGUGUAAGCCAACAUGUACACGGGACAUCUUUCCUGCACCACUGACAUGGGGAAGCAACAGCAGAAAAUCCUGAGGGACAUUCUCUGUUAACACUGGUUGGUGAGUCACUGUUGCUCCCUGAAUUAAAUAAGAAUCCCUAUUUGUAUUGUGUGAACCCAACAGUGUUACCAGAAAAGGAAAGUGCCUGUGUUUUACUAUAUAGGAGAAGUCAGUAGACAGUGUGAUGGUGAUGAAGCUUCUGUGUUUUACUAUAACAUAGGAAAAGUCAGUGGACUUCAACAACAGUGUUAUUGUGAUGAAGCUCUUGUGCUUCACUAUGAAAUGGGUGAAGUCAGUGGACUUUAUGAACAGUGUUAUGUUGAUGAAUCUCGUGUGCUUCACUAUAAAAUGAGUGAAGUCAGUAGACUUUAUCAACAGUGUUAUGAUGAUGAAGCUCCUGUGUUUCACUAUAACAUGAGUAAAGUCAGUGUGAUAGUGAUGCAGCUCCUGUGUUUCACUAUAAAAUGGGUGAAGUCAGUGGAGUUCAGCAGUAGUGUGAUGGUGAUGAAGCUCCAGUGUUUCACUGUAACAUGGGUGAAGUCACUGGACUCUAGCAACAGUGUGAUGGUGAACCCCUUGAGUUCAAGAUUACAUGGAUGAUUCUAUUUAUGGAAUACCUUUGUAAAUGAUUGUCCAUAACUAAAAUGCAAUGUAAAAUUGUUUAUAAUUAUUAAAUUCAGUUCUGUCAA
Patella vulgata (common limpet) is the source of this 2623-nucleotide messenger RNA. RefSeq names its product nuclear speckle splicing regulatory protein 1. Lineage: Eukaryota; Metazoa; Mollusca; Gastropoda; Patellidae. The transcript is spliced from 9 exons. Gene Ontology annotation, biological process: regulation of alternative mRNA splicing, via spliceosome. Bases 211 to 1671 code for a protein of 486 amino acids. The record is from RefSeq and is a predicted model, not a curated record.